GCUUUGGAGCUGCGAGGACCGUAUGACAUCAGCAACUUAGGUCUGCUGUUCGGUUUGUCAGACGGAGACGCAAAGGAGGCCGUCUCCUCCACCUGCAGGGCGGCGCUGCUGCACGCAGAAACUCGGAAGACGGCCAGUGGGAUCGUGUACAUGGUGAGGAGCCAGCAGGAGGCGCCGCCGCCGCCGCGUCCAUCAGAGGGUGACACACCUGCAGCCAAGAGGGUCAAGACCACCUGACUGGCAGCUAAGGGGGCGGAGCCAACUCAGUUUCAUUAUUUCAUUAUUCUAAACUCUUGAAAUUUCUUUUUUAUUUGUAUUUUUGGAAAAAUAAACAGAUUUAAGAACCCCA
Messenger RNA from Oryzias melastigma (Indian medaka), 349 nucleotides. Its product is annotated as ribonuclease P protein subunit p30. The record is from RefSeq and is a predicted model, not a curated record. Gene Ontology annotation, biological process: tRNA processing; translation. Gene Ontology annotation, cellular component: ribosome; nucleolar ribonuclease P complex. Gene Ontology annotation, molecular function: RNA binding; structural constituent of ribosome. Lineage: Eukaryota; Metazoa; Chordata; Actinopteri; Beloniformes; Adrianichthyidae.